AUGGCCAUCGAAAAAGUCUUUCGCGUCGGUGUCGACGUCGGCGGCACCAACACAGACUGCGUGAUCCUCAACCCCAGCGAAUCCGAUACUCCAAAUCGCGGCAUCCUCAGCGCAGUGAAGACUCCAACAACCGCCAACGUCACCGAAGGCAUCGUCAAAGCCAUUGAAGGCGCCAUCUCACAAUGCUCAGGGCUGUCUCGAGAGAGCAUCUCGGCCGUUAUGAUCGGCACCACCUCGUUCAUCAACGCCGUUGUCCAAGCUGAUGAGAGGAGUCUUCGUCCGGUUGGUGUCCUCAGGAUCUGUGGCCCUUAUGCGAAGGAGAACCCGGCUUUCUUAGAUUUUCCUCCGGUGCUGGCGAGGAUCAUGAACGGGCGUGUGGCGUAUCUGGACGGUGGACUUGAAUUCGAUACGAGGGAGAUUAUGGAGCUUGAUGAGCAGCAAGUCCGGGAUGAAUGCCAGGCUCUCCGAGAGAAAGGUAUCACUGAUGUUGCUGUCUGUGGUAUCUUCUCGCCGCUUGACCUUGAAGGUCUGCAUGAAGCACGGGUGAAGCGGAUUGUUCUCGAGGAACUCCCGGACGCAGAUGUGGUCCUUUCCCGUGAUGUUGGCCAACUGGGGUUCUUGGAGCGGGAGAACGCCACCAUUCUGAACACUUCCAUUCUCAAGUUUGCAAGGAAGACGAUCCGAGGUUUCAAGGAGGCCAUGGAUUGGUUGGGCUUGUCGUGUCCGCUGUUUCUUACGCAGAAUGACGGUACCAUCAUCGAUGCCGAUGCUGCUGAGACGACACCCAUCAAGACGUUCAACUCUGGCCCCACGAACUCGAUGAGCGGCGCUGCGUAUUUGGCUGGACUGGACACCGCUUCAGGCAAUCUACCAAAAGCUCAAGUCAUCGUCGCAGAUGUUGGUGGCACGACCUGUGAUGUGUGUGCGCUUCUGCCGUCCGGCUUUCCACGUCAAGCCGGUACCUGGGUCGAAAUUGGUGGUGUGAGAUGUGCAUUCCCAAUGCCGGAAGUGCAAUCGGUUGCAUUAGGCGGAGGGACGAGAGUUGAAGAGCGAGAUGGUCAAGUUCACAUUGGACCUGAAAGCACUGGCCAUCGUCUUCUCCAAGAAGGGCUUGUGUUUGGCGGUAGCACCUUGACUACCACAGAUGUUGUCGUCGCAAGCGGGAAAGCGGAAAUCGGAGACGUCUCGAAAGUCGGCCAUGUGCCUUCUCACGUCAUCGAGCAAGCCAGAUUGAAGAUCAAACACCUCCUCGAAGCCGCAAUCGACUCCAUGAAGCUCAGCGCAGACGACUGCAUUUGCGUCAUGGUAGGCGGUGGGAGCAUUGUGCAAAUGGAUGAGCUCAGAGGUGUCGGCCAGACCAUCAGGCCACAGUUCCAUGACUGUGCCAACGCAGUAGGAGCCGCAAUCGCCAGAGUCUCUGGGCAAAUAGAUAUCGUCAAAGUCCUCGAAGGUCUCGAAGAAGAUAAGGUUAUCGCGGAGGUUUGCGAUGAAGCACGAAGACGUGCGAUCGACGCCGGAGCAGACGUCGAUAAGGUCAAGAUUACAGAGAUCGAGAACUUGCCGCUGCAGUACGUCUCGACACGGGCUUCUCGGCUCGUGGUGAAGGCCGCUGGACCAUUGGCGCGCAAGGCGCUACUGAAGGGAGGAGCCAGCCUGCCGAGCGAAGUGAACACCAAAGAAUUUGCAGAAUUGAUCUCAAGCAAGCAAGAACAAUCAAACGCUGAGAAGAAUCCGCUAGAUUUCAUCGUAAGCCCGUCCGCCCACGUCGAAGUGGCCGAUUACAGGCCAGAAGUCGACGAAAAUGGCGUCUGGUGGGUCUCAGAAAUUGACUGCGAGUUCCUCGCCAUGGGUGCAUCCAUCUUGGCUUGUGGUGGUGGUGGACCAGGAUAUCUGUGUUAUAUGGCCGGAAGGGAUGCCAUUCGUCGAGGCAAACGAAUGUCGGUCAUCGACAUUGAUGCUCUGCCGGACGAUGCCUGGAUAAUGGGAAACAUCUCUUAUGGCGCGCCCACGGUUACUUUGGAGCGUACGCCUAGUGGUACUGAAGGCAUCGAUGCCACGGAUGCAAUGCUCACAAUGUUUCCCGGCGUUGAGAUGAGUGCUCAGAUAGCCCUCGAGAUUGGUGGGAUGAAUGCCAUCCGUCCUCUAAUCACAGGUAUCCAUUACGGCGUGCCGACAGUCGACGGAGAUUUCAUGGGCCGAGCAUAUCCGCGGCUGUAUCUCAAGACGCCGUUCUUGUACGAUUGGAUGGCGAUGCCUGCAACACAAGCUGACGGCAACGGGAACGUGGUAACCGUGAAUAAAGCCACUAGUAUUCGCAAAGUCGAGAAGAUCCAUCGGAAAGCCGGCCACGAAUUAGGUCUAUUCAGCCAACUUGUCAUCCCACCCAUGGACGUCGCAACAGCGAAGAAAGUCGCCUGCCUCGGCACAACAAGUCUGGCCUGGUACAUCGGCCGUGCAGUGUACCAAGCUCGGCAAGAAAAGCGUUCCAUCACCGACGCCAUCGUCGCGGCCAACCCGAGCGGCAAAGUCCUGUACACCGGCAAGAUAGUCCACGUGCACCGCUACGUUUCCAGCGGAGGCUACACAGAAGGCAGCGUUCGACUAGCACCGAUCUCAAGCGAGGAACAAGAGUAUGGCGAUAGUGUCUCCGGCGAGUCUCGACAUCUUCACCUCCCCUUCCAGAAUGAAUAUCUCCUUGCCGAAUUGAUAGAUCCAGAGACACCGAAUAGUCGGCUCAGUGCCACGGGUGGGAGCGAGAAGAAGCAGGCUCCGGAAGGCGAGGUGCUGUGCACUGUGCCUGACCUGAUCUCGCUGGUAGGAAGCGAUGGGUAUGCGCUUGGGACGCAGGAUGUCCGGUAUGGAGUUCGGGUCAGUGCUGUAGCCUUCGUGGCGAAUCCGCAUUGGUAUACACCGAAGGGGGUUGCGACUGGCGGGCCCAAGGAGUUUGGUUAUGAUAUGGACUUCCGGCCGCUGGGUCCUGCUUACUAUGAGCCGAAGUCGGUUAUGAAGGAAUUUGGGCCGGUAGGAUAG
Saxophila tyrrhenica is the source of this 3030-nucleotide messenger RNA. RefSeq lists its product as uncharacterized. Gene Ontology annotation, cellular component: cytosol. The record is from RefSeq and is a predicted model, not a curated record. The transcript has 4 exons. Gene Ontology annotation, biological process: glutathione metabolic process. NCBI's taxonomy places the organism in Eukaryota, Fungi, Ascomycota, Dothideomycetes, Mycosphaerellales, Extremaceae. The coding region runs from base 1 to 3030 and encodes 1009 amino acids. Gene Ontology annotation, molecular function: 5-oxoprolinase (ATP-hydrolyzing) activity.